AUGCAGUUGGCUGAACAUUUGGUGAAAGACAUAGGUAACUUCCAAUACGCGAAAUCUCUUGCCAAUGGGAGGAUUUUAGUGGUCUGUCAUUCCAAAUCUCAACAGGAAUGUGCGCUUGCUAUAACAUCUCUGAACAAGUGCGAUGUGGAGGUUUACGCACCGGGGACAGGCUCUAAGACUAAAGGUGUGAUCUAUGGGGUGCCUACUGAGCUAUCAGAUGAAGAUAUCUUGGGUAAAGCGAAAGGAGCAGAGGUCUCCGAAGUAAAGCGCUUCCAAAUAACGAAAGAUAACAUGAGAGUUGCCAGCCAAACAGUCUUAUUAACAUUGGAGUCAGAAUCUAUCCCCAGGCGGAUUGAAAUUGGGUACUUGAGCUUUCAAGUUAAGCCCUACAUUAGACCCCCGCUGCGAUGCUUUAAUUGUCACACAUAUGGACAUGUGGCGGCUGUAUGUAGAAAGAAAAGAAAGUGUGGUAAGUGCGGGGGAGACCAUAACUAUGAGGAUUGUGCGUCAGCUUUAUGCUGCCCGAACUGUGGAGAAGCGCAUAGUGCAGGCUUUAAAGGGUGUCGCUUCUAUGCGAACGCCGUAGAAGUGCAAAAAAUUAGAACUUAUGAACGCGUGUCAUAUGCUGAAGCUGUGAAAAGAGUGGGUCAUGCUAACCGCCCCUCUCAACAACCUGCUAGAAUCUUCACUCCUCCGAGCGAUAGCCUUAUCAUUAAGAAAACUGAUUUCCUGGCUUUUAUCACUGACGUGCUUACUGGGCUUAAGUUUUCUAAGGUGGUUAAAAAGUCAGAUGUGAUCCGGAUUGUUUCAUUGUCAGCAGCGAAAUAUCUGCAGAUAUUGAACGGGCGUACGAUAUGCUGUGGAGAGAAGGCCUCCUUGUCAAACUGCUCAAGUAUGGUGUCAAUGGAAGGCUGUUUAGCUGGAUUAAGAAUUUCUUGGAAGAUCGAACUAUCCAGGUAAGGGUUGGGGAUGUUAUGUCAGCUACUGUGUUGGUGGAAAAUGGAACUCCGCAAGGGAGUGUAAUUAGUCCCGUGCUUUUCAAUGUCAUGAUUAAUGAUAUAUUUUUAGAUCUUAAUCAAGGGACUGGGAGGUCUCUGUUUGCAGAUGAUGGGGCCCUCUGGGUUAAAGGAAGAAAUGUCCCUUUUAUUUUAUGUAGGCUACAGGGAGAGUUGAACGUUGUGGAAAAGUGGGCAGGAAAAUGGGGUUUUAAAAUUUCUGUCUCUAAAUCCAAAUAUGUGUUUUUUAGCCGCACUAGGAAGAAAUGGGACAUGUCUUUAACUCUCUAUGACUCUCCCAUUGAGAGGGUAGAAAGUUUUAAAUACUUAGGAGUAUGGUUCGACAGCAAGCUAAAUUGGAACAUUCACAUCUCUAAAGUAAUUGCUAAAACUGUCAAGGUCAUUAAUGUGAUGAGGUGCUUGACUGGCUACUCUUGGGGGGCAGAAAAGGGUACCCUCCUCACCAUCUACCAAGCUAUGAUCAGGUCAAUUUUUGAUUAUGGUUGUCAAGUGUAUGGAGCUGCUUCCAACUCUGCUCUGAAAAGACUUGAUGUUAUUCAGUCAAAGGCUCUUAGAGUCUGUUGUGGUGCAUUUGCCUCCACAUCAACCUCUGCACUGCUUGU
This is a messenger RNA of Neoarius graeffei (lesser salmon catfish), 1618 nucleotides long. RefSeq lists its product as uncharacterized. The transcript has 2 exons. The coding region runs from base 1 to 960 and encodes 319 amino acids. The record is from RefSeq and is a predicted model, not a curated record. Lineage: Eukaryota; Metazoa; Chordata; Actinopteri; Siluriformes; Ariidae.